Gossypium raimondii (Peruvian cotton) is the source of this 1746-nucleotide messenger RNA. RefSeq names its product serine/threonine-protein kinase D6PKL2. NCBI's taxonomy places the organism in Eukaryota, Viridiplantae, Streptophyta, Magnoliopsida, Malvales, Malvaceae. The transcript has 2 exons. Gene Ontology annotation, molecular function: ATP binding; protein serine/threonine kinase activity. Gene Ontology annotation, cellular component: cytoplasm; plasma membrane; nucleus. Gene Ontology annotation, biological process: protein phosphorylation. The coding region runs from base 116 to 1486 and encodes 456 amino acids. The record is from RefSeq and is a predicted model, not a curated record.
CGACCCGACCCAUCUACCCUUUUAUCAAACAUUCAAACGCAGCUCUCUCUCCCCCUCUGCCCCUUUAUCUCCUGCCCUCCCUCCAUCUCUUUUUUGCUUCUCACCGUAAAAAACAAUGGAGCCGUGGCUCGACGACUUAGCCGACGAUCUCCAAAGCGUAAGCUUCACCUCAUGUUCCAGCGCCACUGUAAACCGCAGCACCAGCUCAGGCUCCGCCUCCAACUCCGGUUCUUCCUCUCUCGCUCCCUCCGCUCACGGUUCAUUCUCUUCCAAGUCCCUACGCUCAUGCACGCUCUCCCUCGCCGACCUCCGCUUCUCCCUUCGCCUCGGGUCCGGCGAUAUCGGCUCUGUCUACUUAGCCGAACUCAAGUCUCAUGCACCACCUUCCAGCUCCAAUGCCGCUGACACAAACAAAAACAACAGCAACAGUAAAAGCAGCAGCAAGAGCGAAGUCCUUUUUGCAGCAAAGGUGAUGGACAAGAAAGAGCUAGCGUCCAGGAGUAAAGAAGGGCGAGCAAGGACUGAGGUGGAAAUACUCAAAUUGUUGGACCAUCCUUUCUUACCCUCGCUUUACGCCGCUAUCGAUUCCCCUAAAUGGCUCUGUUUGUUAACAGAGUUUUGUCCAGGCGGCGACCUUCACGUCCUCCGCCAACAUCAACCUCUCAAACGUUUCCCAGAAUCCGCCGUCAGGUUCUAUGCAUCAGAGAUGGUGGUAGCGUUAGAGUACCUUCAUAUGUUAGGGAUUGUUUAUCGCGAUCUAAAGCCUGAAAAUGUGCUUGUUCGAUCAGAUGGUCACAUUAUGCUCACGGACUUUGACCUCUCAUUAAAGUGCGAUGAAUCUACGUCAACACCCCAGAUUAUUUCUAAUAAAAAACCACUGCUUCCAGCUCCCCAAAACGUCUAUCCUAUACAUCAACUUCCUUUUAUAUCCUCUUCAUGCAUUAUACCUAAUUGCAUAGUACCUGCAGUGUCAUGUUUCCACCCAAAACGCAAACGCAAAAAGAAGUCUAGCCACCGUGGUGGGCCUGAGUUUGUGGCUGAACCAAUGGAUGUCCGUUCCAUGUCUUUUGUUGGGACUCAUGAGUAUUUGGCACCAGAAAUUGUAUCCGGGGAGGGCCAUGGUAGCCCUGUGGACUGGUGGACACUGGGGAUUUUUAUGUAUGAACUGUUUUAUGGGGUAACACCAUUUAAGGGCGUCGAUCAUGAGCUAACCCUAGCUAAUAUUGUGGCUCGAGCCCUUGAGUUCCCCAAAGAACCAACAAUUCCCACGGCGGCUAAGGAUCUUAUUCACCAGCUACUGGUCAAGGAUCCUGCAAGGCGGUUAGGGUCCACAAUGGGUGCAUCAGCCAUCAAGCACCAUCCGUUCUUCCACGGGGUCAAUUGGGCAUUGCUAAGAUGCACAACCCCACCAUAUGUACCUCCACCAUUUCGUAGACAAGUUGUAGCAGAUGGAAGCUGUCCGGAGACCCCAGUGGAGUAUUAUUAAGGGAAGUAAAAAAAUAACAAGUAAACAAGAAAAUUCCAAGAUUCCGCAGCAGCUCAUGCCGCCAUUUGGGGCAUGCCCAUAUUUUAGAGCUCAAUGCAUUUGUAUAUGCGCUUUAAUUAUACGAGAUUCUACUAACAUGCAAGAUGUUGUUGGCUAGGGUACAAUUGAGGUUUUCGAGAUUUGUUGUCUUGACGAUGAUCCUAAUAUAUCGGCUAAAAACAUUAUGCAUUAAUUACUGAAUCGAGUGUAUAUUUUUUAUA